GCGCCGCCCGCUCUUUCCCCUUCUCUCGGGCGCUCUCCGCGGCCGGCGGAGCCCCGCCCCCUUCGGCGUGCUGGCGUCACUUCCUGGCGACGGCGGCGCGGCCUGGUGGCAGCGUGGAGGCGGCGGCGGCGGCGGCGGCGCCCCGCGGAGCCGCAGCACGGCCCAGCAGCAGCCGCAGCCGCCGCCCGGUGCAGCCAUGGAGCAGCUGAGCAAGGCGGGGCUGCUGGGGCUGGUGGCGGGCGUGGCGUGCGGCCUCUGCCUCGGCUGGGGCCUCCGCGGCCGGCUCCUGAGGCAGUCCCGGGCCCGGGCAGCAGCGGCGGCGGCGCCACUCGGAGGAGCCGGACCUGAGGCGACGGUGCCCGGGGAGGACGGGGAGUUCAAGCUGGUGCUGGUGGUGCGGAACGACCUGAAGAUGGGCAAGGGGAAGGUGGCGGCGCAGUGCUGCCACGCCGCCGUGGCUGCCUACAAGCAGGCGCAGAGGAGGACGCCCGAGGUGCUGCAGCAGUGGGAGUACAGCGGGCAGCCCAAGGUGGUGCUCAAGGCGCCCGACGAGGAGACGCUGCUGCAGCUGCUGGCCGAGGCCAGGCGCCUGGGCCUCACCGUCAGCUUGGUGCGGGAUGCCGGCCGCACGCAGAUCGCCCCCGGCUCGCAGACGGUGCUGGGCAUCGGGCCGGGCCCGGCUGAUGUGGUGGAUAAAGUGUCCGGGCAUCUAAAGCUCUUCUGAGCUGGGGCCCAAAGAAGUGCCAGUGCGUUGGUACUGAGGAGUGAUAUCCAAAACUUGGGAUUGUUUCAUAUGCUCUCAGUAAAAAUAUUAUUUUCUUUUGUAAAAAAAUUAAACUUGCAAAAUGUAA
Anas platyrhynchos (mallard) is the source of this 851-nucleotide messenger RNA. RefSeq names its product peptidyl-tRNA hydrolase 2 (gene PTRH2). Gene Ontology annotation, cellular component: cytosol. Gene Ontology annotation, molecular function: peptidyl-tRNA hydrolase activity. Gene Ontology annotation, biological process: positive regulation of anoikis; negative regulation of anoikis. The record is from RefSeq and is a predicted model, not a curated record. Lineage: Eukaryota; Metazoa; Chordata; Aves; Anseriformes; Anatidae.